CCAUGAGUAAUGGCAUACUUCCUAUUUCUUGUUACACUUCCAUUAGCAAAUUAAUUAAAUGGGCGAUCAGUCAAUAGUUGAAGAAAACGGCGGUGAGGGUAUGAAUCCCAGCAGCUCCACCGCCUUGGAUAUUUACCCUCUCAGCUGUUACUACUUCGGCUCCACAGAUUAUGUAUCUCAAGACCGAGACGCGCGCCGAUCGCCUUCUUCGCCUCAGAGCUAACUAUGAAGCUCAUGGAAUGAGGAGCUGCGUGGCUGCCGUGAUUGUGGUAGAACUUUUCAAGCACCCCCAUCUCUUGUUGCUACAAGUUCAGAACUCCUUUUACAGACUUCCCGGUGGUCGUUUACUACGAGGUGAAUCAGAUACUGACUGCUUAAUACGCAAGCUCUCAAGCAAGCUAUCUGCUGGUGAAGAUGGCCGUGGUCCUGAAUGGGAGGUUGGAGAAUGCCUUGGUAUGUGGUGGAGACCCGACUUUGAGUCCCUGCUUUAUCCGUAUUUGCCACCAAAUAUAAAGAGGCCUAAAGAGUGCAUUAAACUAUAUCUUGUGAAGCUGCAACCAAGCAGAAGGUUAUCGUUCCUUAGAACUUCAGACUUCUCGCAAUCCCAUUGUGCCAACUUCAUGAGAACGAAGAGGUAUGUAGCUUUAGUGAGUCUUGGCUCCAAUCAUCUGAGACAGUAGUAGUCCACCUCUAUUAGAUUGUUAAGAGUAUUUUGAGCUGAUACAAACACUCCAAUGAAUCAAUGAGUUCAACGGAGGCACUUAGAGGUUGGCAAUAGAAGGAUCAAUUACAACGAGCAAGAAGCCGUUGCAUGGAGCAGUUGGAGAUCAGUUACACCAACUGAUCUUACUCUAUCUUACACUCCCUAUAAAUAUUGCCGUAAUCCAAAGAGCUCAUUGAGAAGAAACGAGAGAAAGAAAUCAGCUGAGGGAUCAUAACAACAAUCUAUGGCUAGAGUGAGAGAUACACACUAUCUUUGUGAGGAACUAGCUUGUAUAGUCUUCGGUGUGAUAUGAGUUCAUAUGCGAAGAGGGAGUAGCUUGUUCUUGAGUGUGUGAUCUUGUUGUAUGAUUGUAGUUCUUGAUCGUGAUUGAAGUAAAUCGAUUCGUUAUUCUCCCGUGGACGUAGGCUUACGCCGAACCACGUAUAUCCUCGUGUUCUUGUUGUUCCAUUUCGUUUUUGCUCCGAUCUCGAUUUCCAACAAGUAUUAACAUCGGCACUAGAGUUUUCUGUGAUCAAAGAAGAAUACUUAUCAUGACAAAAGGAAAAUGACCGCAGCAUUCUUAUAAUAACUCUUUUUAAUCUAAGGCAAGAUCUGCUAAUUGGCUGCUUGCGUUUUGACACGUAGAAUUCCUUUGCAGACUUAUGGUCCGGUAGUCUCUGGAGUCCCACAGUUGCUAUCCAAAUAUUCUUUCAACAUGGUAGAACCUGAAACUUAGAGGUGGAAGGGGUAAUAUCAUUUCACUGGGCAAGGUUUGUGAAUGUGGUGUUUAGUUGACAGAAAUGUGUUUAAUUUGAAUUUAGUUGGGAUUGCGAUUGAACUGUUGUGUGUAUAGUUAGUGAUGAUUUGGAGAAAAUCACAGUUUAAAGAUGAUAUCAUAGUAUUUUCUGGGGGUUAGAUGUGUUAAUUCAGUGUAACACCAGUUACAUGAUUACAGCUUUGUUUAAGAUUUAUAGGCCAUGUGGGCUCGGCUUUAGAAUUUUUUGCCCCAGCAAAAUGCAAUGGCCCGAUGAUCUUCCCGCUACUUUAUUCGGGUAUAACUCCUCCUCUUCUUCUUCUUCACCAAUAUCCGUUAUGUGUCUCUAGUCGUUUCUACGUAUAAUUGGUGAAACAAGAACACACGAUACAAUUACAAAUUUCCCUACAUGUUAUAUUUCAAAUUUUUAACUGACAUUAUUUUAAUAAAAUCAUAUUUCGAAAUCAAA
Salvia splendens (bonfire salvia) is the source of this 1926-nucleotide messenger RNA. Its product is annotated as pre-mRNA cleavage factor Im 25 kDa subunit 1. Gene Ontology annotation, molecular function: mRNA binding. Gene Ontology annotation, biological process: mRNA 3'-end processing. Gene Ontology annotation, cellular component: mRNA cleavage factor complex. The record is from RefSeq and is a predicted model, not a curated record. The transcript has 7 exons. Lineage: Eukaryota; Viridiplantae; Streptophyta; Magnoliopsida; Lamiales; Lamiaceae. The coding region runs from base 171 to 680 and encodes 169 amino acids.